This is a messenger RNA of Porites lobata, 2281 nucleotides long. NCBI's taxonomy places the organism in Eukaryota, Metazoa, Cnidaria, Anthozoa, Scleractinia, Poritidae. The record is from the annotation of a GenBank genome assembly.
UGUGCAAUGAAUUGGAUAUUGGCAAAAUCAGCAAUCUUGGAACGUUUCCCAGUAGUUCGAACGCCAACGCAUUCUAAACAUCGUUAAAAUGAACGCCACAAUCCUGUACGUUGACGCUUGCAAAUGCAUGCUUUCACUUGAGGCUGGUAAUCAGGCAGUUUCGGAUCAACUGAUCCAUCUACUGCCAAAACUCCGUCAAGCUUUGUCAUGUCGAGUUUGCCGCCGCUUGUUGAUUGAUCCAUAUGGAUCUCACCUUUGCCAGCAUUAUGUUUGCAAAGGCUGCCUUCGAAAGAAAAGAUCUCUUAACCCUGGAUGUCGUUGGUGCACAAACUUGGAAAAGCUAACGGAGGACAGACAGACUCGAAUUCUUCUGGCCUGUUAUCAAAAGCUUUGCGAAUGCAUCGCCCAGAAGACAGCGAUUAUUCAAAGGCUAGCGAUUGCGCCCCAAAAUGGCGAGUACGACAAAACGCUUGCGAUUAUUCAAGAGGCUGUCACAAGUCCGAUCUCACUUGCUAACUGUCAGAACGAGCAGUCUAAUCAGGUACCCGCAAACAACACCCCAGCCAGAGAAUCAAAUUCCUCGAUUUCCAGUUCGGGCGGGAAUUCGAACAUGGCGUCCGAGUCACGUGUCAACGAGGUCAAACUUCCGCCGGAAGUAAAAAUUCUGGCUCCUCAGAAAAUUGCUCGGAUUUUAGCUGAACCAGCAGCAAGCAAAAAUCACAAGGAGAAAAAAAGGAAGAGAAAGCCAUUUAAAGGGACUUACUACAAUUAUGGCAAAAAGAAAAAGACUUCACUUAGGUUAACAGUGAGUGCACCAAAUUUGUCCUCUAACUCUAAGGCAACAGGGGGAGUGGAUAUGGAUACUGAGACCCUGGAUUUUGGAACCAAAAAUUCUGCUCAAAAAAUUUCAAAAGAAGAAGAAGGAGAGGAGAGCAUGGACGUUGAUGUUGUUGAUAAUAUGGAAGUUGGACAAAAACUGGAACAACAAAAACAACCAGUGACUGUAACUCCACCUGGAAAGAAUAGACUGAAAAAAGGUAAGCUAAAGAGGUGUGCAUGCGGAACAUCAUCCAAGUUACAGAAUACCCGUUGUGUAAGUACACGUUGCCCAUGUUUCAAUGAUGGAGGUUCAUGUGAAUGUUGCCCUUGUUUGAAUUGUGGUAAUCCUUUUAAUAAUAACAAUGACAAGUUGUUGUCAGAUGAUGGAUGUAAGCUGAGGAAUCAUCAGUUUUUAAAAAGUGAUCCUGUACACUGAUUUGUGACAAACUUGCAGUUCAGUGCAUUAUCUCUAAGUGGAGAGAUUUGGUAGUCAGAAAUUCCUACUGGAAGCCUUUUAACAACCUGGUGGUAUGAUUACUUCAAAAAAGGCGCUAUCACCCACCCUUGGCUUUUUAAAUUUAUGUACAUAUACAGUUGCUAAGUAGCGGUGGUACUGACAAAGGCUACUGACUACUCCAUAACAUUCAGCAAGUAGAGUCUGUUCCAAGAUAUUUUACAGUACGUCCUAGUGUAUUUUCCAAUGAAAGAUCAUUGUGCUUGACUUGUUUCAAAGGAUGGGAGUCAAAGGAUAUUGUGAGCACUUAUACACAGAUCUACAUGCGCACUGACCAGAAUGAAACAAUCAACAGUCGUUCGGUGUGUUCCUGUACAAUGAAUAUCUGGAGCAGGAUCACUUAUCCAAGAAUCCUAGAUCAGUCAGGUCAUAGCACAUCAAAGGAACCAACAAAUCCACCCUGGGAAAUCAUUGAUCAGUUCAUUUGAUGUACCAUGAUCAGAGUGAUAUCGCAUCACUGAUCCUGAUCCGGAUCAUCCCAAAGGAAUGCACCUUAAAUGUAUAACAGUUGAAAUCUGCUCCAUAGCUCCUUAAUAUUUUGCCGUGGUGUCUACUGUUUAGGCAAUAGGCAAUUAGUAUUAGACAGCAGGGUCCAGUUAUUCAAAUGUUGGAUAGUGCUAUCCACUAGAUAAAUGGCUAUCCAGCAGAUAAAUGUUAGGGGAACCAAUUGUGCUAUCCAGUGGAUAGAGAUUUUUCUGUUGGAUUUAGCUUUGAACAACUCGCACCAGAGCAAUAUUAGCACAUAGCAGUACCAGGGAGCUAAAAAAACUUCACCUUGAUGGAGGUAAAAAUGUCACCAGAAGCAUCAAAUGUCCUCUCUCAAACUUGUUGUUUUCUUAGCCUUGCAGCCACCUCACAAAAGAAAGAUGAUGUAAUUUGGUAAUGAACGUUGCAUGUUUUGUUGGACACCAUUUACACUUUGACCUCCAUAUGGCAGCCUUUCACAUA